AUGGACAAAGGAUUUAUAGGAAAGCUCCUCAUGCAUGGAAUGGGCCUGAGCCUUCUAGAAAUUGUGAGGUAUGCCUUUGCAAUGUACACGACGGACGCCGAGGCGUGCAAUGCCAUUAGAAUGUUCAACAACUACAUGAUAAGACCAUCUUGGCAACUGGGCGUCUGCCCGUCGAUCAACAACUGCCGCAUCUUCAUCUCGCGCAUCCCGCCCACCACGCCGUCCGCGGAGAUCGUGCGGCUGCUGUACGCGCUCACGGACGAGGUGCAGGAGGUGCGCAUCCGCCGCUCGGUGGCGUCGUGCGCCGCCAUCGUCGAGUACCGGUCGCACCGCGGCGCCGCGAUGGCGCGCAAGGCGCUCGUGGCGGCCGCGGCGGCCGCGUGGGGCGGCGGCGCGAGGCCCGCCGUCGACUGGUCGCUGCCGCAGUCGCCGCAGCUGCUGCGCCAGUACCGCGAGAUCGGGCGCUGGAGCCCCGAGCGCGGCGUGGAGCUGACGCGCGCGCCGGACGAGGGCGCCGGCUCGCCGCCGCCCGCCGCCUCCUACACGCUGGAGCCCUGGUCGCAGGCGCGCCGCCUGCGCAUGAUCCACGAGGCGCAGCGCAGCGCCGCCGCCCACACCGAGUGGUCCAACCGCAUCAGCAACGGCAUCGAGUCGCUGAUGUCGUCGAUGGCGUCGCUGAACCUGGGCGCAGGGAUGGGGUUGGAGGCGGGCGAGCGCGCCGUGUGGUCUCCUUUGGCUGCGGGCGCGGGAGGGGGCGGCGCGGGGCUGAUGGCGGGCGGAGGGGCGGGGGCGGGGGGCGCCCUCGGCCUGGGGGCGGGGGGGGGGGGCGCUGCGGCGGCAGCGGGGGGCGCGCGCGACUUCAACCCCUGGACCGCGCGCCACCCGCUGCAGGAGUUCAUCACUCACAAUAAGCACGAG
Iphiclides podalirius (scarce swallowtail) is the source of this 918-nucleotide messenger RNA. The record is from the annotation of a GenBank genome assembly. Lineage: Eukaryota; Metazoa; Arthropoda; Insecta; Lepidoptera; Papilionidae.